AGGUGGCAGACCCUGACAAAGAAAUAGGCGAAUGCGGUCAGCACCGCACCAUUUACAGACAUCUCCCACUGAGCGCACGCCGCUUUGUUCCUCCGCUGCCAUGGAUGCCAGCCUCAUGGCCAACGAGGUGGCACUCUCCAGUGGCUAUCACAGUCCAGCGCAGCUCUCCACACACACAGAGGAGCCUCCGAUGCUCGCAGCUGACGCACAGGACGGACCAGAGCAGUUUGACUUCCACCAGUCUUUCGGGGUUAUGACAGGACGGCGACUGCAACGCCGAUACCGAGGCGUGUACCGAAAAUACUCGUUCAUGACGCAGCUCAUCACAUGGAUCAUCGUCCUGUACAUCAUCGUGGUGUUCGCUGUGCUUUCUGCCAACGAUUCAGGUUCAAUUGACACUUUCUGCUCUCAAAAUUUAUUAUCCGGCUCAUGUGAAUAUUUGAUGUGGUUGAACUCUACAGCGUCGGAUAGCGAACAAGCGUCUUUAUCGGACGGCGUCUUCUACUUUGCGAUCAUCUUGCUGGCGUUGUACAUUCUCGUCAAACUGGCGUUGAUCGUGCGGUGGAUCAUUUACUGGGUCAUUAUCGCCGAGCUGCUAACUUACGCUAUCACGGGCAAUUUGUACGUUUUGUUCUGGGUCGAUGACAACGAAGUGACCGACUCAGAUAAACAAGUGCGUAGCGUUAUGGUCGCCUUGCUCAGUUGUGUCGAGGUCAUAACAGUAGCGGCGUAUUGGUUCACGCAUUACGCGUAUCCGUGGCUGGUGAUGCACCAAAAAUUUAAUCUCGUGAACUGGUGGAACAUCAAACCUGGUGUUGAGACCAACUCGUUAACGUACCGUUCGAAAGCUCGAUUUUACACCAGAAAGCGCAGCGUUGUCAAAUACUGCGGAGGAUUGAAUUCACAGGGCCAGCCGCACGGAUUUGGUAUGUGGACGGACACGGCGUAUCACGGCGAGAGAUUGACAGGCCAAUGGGAGAAUGGCGUUCCAGUUGGCCCGUUCCGCAGCUUUGAACAUGGAAGUGGGUACUCGUUUGUGAACAUUCGCAUUGGUUUCUGCCACAAUCGAGGCGAGAAGACCCCGACGGAUAUAUUUUUCUUCCCGAAACACUCGGAGAAUGGGUUAAAUUGGGGUGUGGCGAGCGUGGAGUGUUCGGUGUCGGGCGGGUUCUUCAAAUACCUACCUACGGUGACGCACUUGACGCCGUCGUACGUGGAUGAGUCUCCUCAGAGCGCGACUGAAUGUCUUCCGGCACUGCGAACCCCGACGGAUGGAGUUGUUUUCAACCAUAGAGAUGAAGAAGCGAUGUUGCGUGGACAAUCGCGCAAAGAGCGAGACCGUGCCACGAGACGGAAUUUCUAUCGGGAAGAGUCUGCCCCUGUACUUGAUCUCCCUAGCAGUGAGGGUGAGGAAGGCAAAGAAGCGCUGGUCUUGCUACACGGCUACAACUGCUCUCUGGACUAUGGCAUGAAUCGUCUGGCGCAGCUUCUUGCACUCGGAGACUUCCCGUCGUAUAUUCACCCAUUUGUAUUUAGUUGGCCAAGUGGAGGAGUACUGGCAUAUUUUCAAGCCAAAGGAGUUGGAAGCGAGAGCGAACGCACAGCUGAUGACUUUAUCUUGUUCUUGAAGAGCUUGAUUGAUGCGGGGUACACAAAGCUGAACAUCAUUGCACACUCUAUGGGAGCGCGUGUUUUCUUCAGUGCUCUAAACAAAGGGCUCUUGGAGGAAGUAUUCUUGCCUACAGGAAGUCACAGCAAUGUCGCUCGUAUGACAAGGAAGCUGGAACUCUCAACUCUGACGUUCUGUAACCCGGACUACGACCGCAACGAUUUUGUAAAAUACGGUGGAGGGUAUGAUCGCUCCCGGCAUUUCUGCAGUCACAUCACGCUGUACGCGGAUAGUAUGGAUGGUGCACUGUUUUACUUGGAGUAUCUCUCGAUGAAAUCCAUCGCAGGCCCGUUGAACUACUCGCUCGGUAGGCGUGGACACAUGAUCCAUCGCGAUCCUGAAGAAAAUGAGGUGGCUGGACGGUCCGAUACGCAGUUUCUAAACUGGCAGAACAAAAACCUGGCUCCACCGCUAGACUUGGAUCUAGCUUACGCAGCAGUGAACCAGCGUGCGAACUACCCAGGCGUGGCUUCAUUCGCGUACAACCGCAGCAGGACACACCCAACUGAUGACAAGUCAGCCCCGUAUGGUACAACACGGGGUGAGGAAGAUGCCCCUCUUCACUACCUCGACAUGGAUGUGAUCGACACCACUUGGAUGGACAACAACGUGCACGCGAUCCGACACAACUACUUUAAUCUCAACCCGACGAUUGUAAGUCGACGUCUCAAGACUAAAACUUUAUGUAGCUAACUCGAAGCGUUGUGUAUCUUAUGCAGGUCGAUGAUCUACGUCACUUGAUCGUGAUGAAGAAACGAGCGAGUUCCCGCCCCGGUUUGCUGAAAACGACGUCGGCCGAGAACGUGUACAUAUUCCUAGUCGCACCCUCACACGUCAAGAACAAGUGAUCUUUCACAGCUAUAACUACGGUGGCGACUUUCGUUAUCAAACAUAUUAAUCUUUUUGGACAGAACCGGAUGGGGCAGUUGACGAUUAAAUUGACAUUUCUCUCAGCUUUCAAGAACCAUGUGGAAUACUCUUUGCUCUGUCGUGCAAUGUGAUGUACGCCAUUAGAUCGUACUGACCGUGAAGACUCGCGCUGGGUCAAAUUAAGACAACGAGACAGAAUACCAGUGAUCCAACAAGUUGGGAUCUACAAUAUACUUCUACUUGUAACGUGCUGUAGAACAUCAA
Phytophthora nicotianae INRA-310 is the source of this 2803-nucleotide messenger RNA. RefSeq lists its product as hypothetical. Bases 32 to 2362 code for a protein of 776 amino acids. The record is from RefSeq and is a predicted model, not a curated record. NCBI's taxonomy places the organism in Eukaryota, Oomycota, Peronosporomycetes, Peronosporales, Peronosporaceae. The transcript has 4 exons.